Molecule: messenger RNA, 1659 nt
Organism: Penicillium nucicola
Lineage: Eukaryota; Fungi; Ascomycota; Eurotiomycetes; Eurotiales; Aspergillaceae
Exons: 6
Coding region: 1-1659 (552 amino acids)
Biological process (GO): fatty acid metabolic process
Molecular function (GO): medium-chain fatty acid-CoA ligase activity
Source: RefSeq, a predicted model, not a curated record
AUGCUCGAGGCCCAUCAAGUUGUUAUUUCAAAGCAUCAGAAUGACCGAGUAACCUAUGCCUCGCUGGACAGUAGGAGCAAUGCGCUUGCUCGAGGACUCGAGUCGGUGGGUGUACGCAAGGGAGAGCGGGUUGGAGUCAUGCUUGGCAACUCUAUGGAAUACGCGGUGACAACAUACGCACUGUUCAAACUGGGUGCCAUUUUGGUCCCCCUCAAUCCCUCUUUCAAUGCCACACAAGUGAUUGCCGCAUUGGGUCAUCUUGAAUCAAGCCAUCUUAUUAUAAGCGCAGAGUCAAAUCUUCCGCGAAAAGAACCCCGAAGCAAUAUUCCCUUGCUCCAAGAACUGGUUACAGAUCUUUCCGCAUUGAAGAUUGAGUCUUCUUUGGUCCCUUCCUUGAAGAAUAUCGUUCUUGUCGACAAUUCCGAAGGCCGUGUGGAUUAUUCAUCUUACAAAAGCAUAACACCAUACACAUCUAUCAUGUCUCAAAUUGCUGCAGAUGGUCGCCCACUUCCUCCCCAGAAUCUUUCACCACACGAUGUCGUAAAUAUCCAGUUUACAUCAGGAACAACAGCAAUGCCAAAAGCAGCCUGUCUCAGCCACCACUCUAUCUUGAAUAAUGGCUCUCAGAUUGGUGAUCAUAUGCUUCUUACUCCCAAUGACAUUGUCUGCUGUCCACCACCACUGUUCCAUUGCUUCGGAUGCAUAUUGGGAUAUAUGGCAACGGCAACACAUGGCGCAGCAAUUGUAUUCCCCAGUGAAUCGUUUAAUGCACGUGCUGCAUUGAAAACGGUCCAAGAAGAACAGUGUACAGCUUUAUACGGUGUACCCACAAUGUUCCUCGAGGAACUUAGUCUGAUCGAGAAAGGAGAAAUCUCACAUGAGGGGUUCCAGCAUCUUCGGACCGGCAUCGCUGCUGGAAGUAGCAUCCCCGCGGAACUAAUGAAAAAGCUACACAAAGUGCUGAACCUCACCGAGUUGACAAUUUGCUAUGGAAUGACCGAGACCAGCCCUGUAUCUGCCAUGACUACUACCGACGAUCCUAUCGACAAACGAAUCACCUCUGUUGGGAAACUAAUGCCGCAUGUUGAAGCCAAAAUCGUGAACCCGGAAGAUAACACAAGUACCCAGCCAAUUGGGGCUCGGGGCGAAUUGGUUGUGAGCGGAUACUUGCUCAUGAAGGAGUAUUGGAACGAUCCAGAGAAGACAGCAGAGGUUAUGAUCCCGGAUGAGGCUGGGAAAGUAUGGAUGCAUACCGGCGAUGAAGCUUCCAUGUCAGCAGACGGAUACAUUACCAUCACGGGCCGGAUAAAAGAUCUCAUCAUCCGUGGUGGCGAGAACAUCCACCCUCUAGAGAUCGAGAACUGUCUUCUCGCUAACACCGAUGUUGCCGAUGUAUCGGUUAUUGGUGUCCCUGACGCGCGGUAUGGUGAGGCUGUGGCUGCAUUUGUGAUAGCUCGUGAGCACAGCAUGAACAAAGUUGCUGCUGAGGAUAUUCAACAAUGGGUUCGUGAUAAGCUCAGUAGCCAUCUCGUUCCGAAAUAUGUUUUCUUCCUGGGUCCUUUGGAGUCGUUUCCUAAAACGGCAAGUGGGAAGAUUCAAAAGUUCAAGCUCCGACAGAAGGCUCUGGAGAUUUUAGCUCUCAAGGCAGCGAGUGCAUGA